Nematostella vectensis (starlet sea anemone) is the source of this 1887-nucleotide messenger RNA. Its product is annotated as sushi, von Willebrand factor type A, EGF and pentraxin domain-containing protein 1. The coding region runs from base 634 to 1668 and encodes 344 amino acids. Lineage: Eukaryota; Metazoa; Cnidaria; Anthozoa; Actiniaria; Edwardsiidae. The record is from RefSeq and is a predicted model, not a curated record. The transcript has 5 exons.
CUCUCUCUAUCUGGAAUUGCGCGUUUUCCAGGUUUUUCCGUCAUGUCAUCGGGUAUGAGACCCGUCUAGUCGCAACCUUGUCAAAUACAACACAGCAGUAGAUCACCUCCUGAUACGGGACGUUUUCUAGUCCUGCCGGAAGAUUUAACACAUUGUUACCUGGAUAAUAAGGACAACAAAGCGAGGAUAGUUUUAUGAAUGACAGACGCGAUAACUUGGUCGAGUGGUCUACUAUUUAUAUAUAAUACAAAUAGCUAAACAGGUGAACGGAACAUUCUAGAGAAGUUAAUUUGUGUCACAUCGUUCUGAUCCGACCGCCUUUCUCCUAUCUACUCGCAUAAGUUUUUGGCAUAUUGAAUAAUUGAUUUACUUCUAAUCGUACUCGAAAAACGUGUAUAAUUAGGUUGACUUAAGACUUCACGGAGGUUAUGACAACUUUUAUUAGAUGGAUACGUGCGCUAUAAUACCAAAUUAAUUUCCCACUUUUAAUCAGUGCUCUACCAAAGGCAUGUAUAGCUAGACCUGGGUUUCGCGGAUGUUAUGGCGAUGCUUAUAGCAAUGUAAUCCAUAUCUUAGCCAACAUUCGCCUUCCCGGUUACGUGGGUCUAGAAUAGAGCGUCGCAUUAUUGCACGAUGGUCUCGAUGCACCCUCGAGGCUCCUGGAUGUGCAGCAGUGUAGUCUUUCUUUUAUUCAUCGUCACAACCUUAGCCUCGGACGCUUGUCGAACUAUCCAGUGGCGACACUCCGCUGACCAGAAAGCACUCCAGGGUCACGUGAUCGCUAACAUGACCGUAGCAAACAAAAGUGCGUGCGAGGUCGCGUGUUUCGUUGAGCCGAAGUGCGUGUCGUAUAACUUCCACCACGAGACUCUCACGUGCCAGUUGAGUGACACGAGCAAUCAAACUAACUCUGACGCCCUGAAGGAUGCUACUGGAUGGAUAUACCGGGCUAUCGAGGAUACCUGUGUUGGCAAUUCAUGCCCACUGUGGACCUUUUGUCACGUGGGAUAUGGAGGCAUCACUGAACAUCGAUGCGCGAUUUGCUCCCAGAGAAACUUUGUUGCCCAUUUCUCAAGUAGCCUCCAUUUGAGUGCGCUGAAGUACCACACAGUGAAUCUCACCGAUGCCAUUACAGCCGCCGCUUGGAUCAAAACUAUGCCUAGCGAUAAAAGCAGGCUUCAGACCAUUUUCCAUCUUUCAACCGCUAAUGGGCACUCUGAUGGCUUCGUGGUGGGGUUUACUUCCGGUGUCACGACUGCGAUGAAUGGCAAAUGGAGUAACCUUGUAUCCGUGGACUUGCGCGAUGGGCGAUGGCACCACGUGGCUGUCACGUGGACAAUAGCAGCAGGCAACUACAAGCUCUACGUAGACGGAGCCAUUUCGGACGAGGGUAUCUAUUCCGGCCAACCACUCAUGGACGCGUACUUGAUGGUCGGGCAAGAACAGGAUAGCUACGGUGGGGGCUUUGAUUCGACUCAAGCCUUUCUUGGAAGCACUGUCGGCGCGAAUAUCUGGUCACGUGUGCUGAGCGAGAGCGAGAUAGCCCUCCUCGCCUCGUCCUGGUGCGUCUUGCUGGAGGGGGAUGCUGUGAAAUGGGUGGAUUUGUACCCGACUGACGAGGCGAGCCAGGGAGAUAUUAAGAUAGAAUGCCCGAGAAAAUGCGAAUAAUGCUUGGGGGGAACUGACUCCUUCUUGGUCCUUUGAUUUUAUUCUUAGGAUCGUUCUAUCCUAUUGCACCUUGCAAUUUUUUGCAUUUUUUGCCAUGUAGCCAGGGGGGUUUAGGGGGUCCGGACGAGAAAAUCUUUUUAUAGUUAUCUUUAUUAUUAUCGCUAUAAGUUAAAAAGCACCAUAUUAUUAACAUUUUUUUUAAAUGUAUAAAAAAAUACA